This is a messenger RNA of Brassica oleracea var. oleracea, 1550 nucleotides long. RefSeq names its product protein ROOT PRIMORDIUM DEFECTIVE 1. Gene Ontology annotation, molecular function: RNA binding. The transcript has a single exon. The record is from RefSeq and is a predicted model, not a curated record. Lineage: Eukaryota; Viridiplantae; Streptophyta; Magnoliopsida; Brassicales; Brassicaceae. The coding region runs from base 144 to 1352 and encodes 402 amino acids.
AUAGUCAGUCCAAAAAAAUGCGGCGCGUUUGCGACAGUUUGCUCUCUCAUGGCGCGUGGUGUUUAUAACGUUCAGGUCUUCCAGGGGUUUAUAGCCAUUUCCUCUGUAAAAAACAGAAACCCUAGAAAUCAAAAUCAGUGGUGAUGGUGUUGAGAAGCCUAACCAUAUCUCACGAACUCAUCAAAAACUCGAAAAAUCCACCAUCGUUAAACCACAAAUUGAGAUGGAUAUCGAGCUUGAAAGUGGUGUGGAAGAAGGACACGAAGCUGGACAAAGCCAUCGAGCGGGACAAGCGCUACAAUCUCUGCGCUCGCGUCGUCAAAGAAGUGCUUAACGAGCCAGGCCAAGCCAUCCCCCUCAGGUACCUCGAGAAGCGCCGCGAGAGGCUGCGCCUCAACUUCAAAGCCAAGAGCUUCGUGGAGAUGAACCCUUCCUUGUUCGAGAUCUACCACGAUCGGAUCAAACCGAAGUCGGAUCCGGUUCAAUUCGUCCGCCCCACGCCCCGUCUCAGAGCAUUCCUGGAAGAAGAAGAGAGGAUCUACGCUGAGAACGAGCCGCUGAUCGUCGCUAAGCUCUGCAAGCUGCUGAUGAUGGCGAAGGAUAAAGUCAUCAGCGCUGAGAAACUGGUUCAUGUGAAGAGGGAUUUCGGUUUUCCAAAUGAUUUUCUGGUUAGGUUGGUUAAGAAAUAUCCAAACUAUUUCCGGUUAACCGGUUUAGUUGAAGAGGGAGGAGGUAAGUCCUUUCUCGAGCUCGUUGAUUGGAACCCUGAUUUCGCCAAAUCGGUUAUCGAGAUUAGAGCCCAAGAAGAAACCGUUAGAACCGGUGUUCGCGUCCGGCCCAAUUUCGACGUGAAGUUACCGUCGGGGCUAUUCCUGAGGAAGGAGAUGAGAGAGUGGACUAGAGACUGGUUGGAGCAAGAUUACAUAUCGCCGUACGAGGAUGUUUCUCGUUUGGACCAAGCUUCCAAGGAGAUGGAGAAGCGAACUGUUGGGGUUUUUCACGAGUUACUGUCUCUCUCGUUGUUGAAGAGAGUCCCUGUGCCUAUACUCGGCAAAUUCUGCGAGGAGUUUAGGUUCUCGAACGCGUUCUCGAGUGUUUUUACUCGUCACUCGGGUGUAUUCUACUUGUCGCUGAAAGGUGGGAUCAAGACUGCGGUAUUGAGGCAGGCUUAUAAAGACGAGGAGUUGGUUGAUAGAGAUCCUUUGCUGGCUAUUAAGGAUAAGUUCUUGAGGUUGUUGGAGGAAGGAUGGCAAGAGAGGAAGGAUCGAUUGAAAAUGCAGAGGGAACAGGUUGAGAAAGAUAGGGAGAUUGCCAAGAAGCAGCAGGAGCCUGAAGAGCGUCUCUGUGAGUAACUCACAAACAAGCCUCUGUCUUGUCUGAUUACUGCUGCUGUCAACGCACUUGUCAGAUUUACUCUAGUGACCAAAUGAUGCAUAUUUUGAUAACGAUGUUGGUGUAAAGCAAUUGCUAGACUUGCUUUUGAACAUCGUCUUGGAUGUUAGAGGAUCAAUCAUAACUCAGUUGCAACAAAUACCAUCACUUUUCUUUUA